GAAUGUUCAUUGAGAAGGAGGAUUCAAACUUCCGGUUCUGUCAUGGGGAUAUUGUGGUGUGUCUGAUAAAAGAAAGAAAAAAUAACCCCAUCAACAUCGGAAUUUGAGGAUUAACUGGUUGAAAAUAGCAAAGGAAUCAUUAUUUAUACGGAUAAUUCAAGUGGCCCAUCGCGGCUCGCACCCGGCCGGCUAUGGCGGCGCAUAAACCCGUGGAAUGGGUUCAGGCCGUAAUUAGUAGAUUCGACGAGCAGCUUCCAGUCAAAGUAGGCCAACAGAACACUCACACCAAAGUCAGCACAGAGCACAACAAGGACUGUCUGAUACACAUCUCCAAGUACAAGUUCUCACUGGUCAUCAGUGGCCUCACGAACAUCCUGAAGAAUGUGAACAACAUGCGAAUAUUUGGGGAGGCUGCGGAGAAGAACCUGUAUCUCUCUCAGCUCAUCAUCCUGGACACACUGGAGAAGUGCCUUGCUGGGCAACCGAAGGACUGCAUGCGUCUGGAUGAGACUAUGCUGGUGAAACAGCUGCUGCCAGAGAUCUGUCAUUUCAUCCACACGUACCGCGAGGGCCACCAGCAUGCCGCCGAGCUACGUAGCUCCGCCUCCGGGGUCCUCUUCUCCCUCAGCUGCAACAACUUCAACGCUGUGUUCAGCCGCAUCUCCACCAGGUUGCAGGAGCUCACUUUGUGUUCGGAGGACACAGUGGAUGUCCAUGACAUCGAGCUCAUCCAGUACAUUAAUGUGGACUGUGCCAAGCUAAAGAAACUGCUACAAGAGACGGUGUUUAAAUUCAAAGCCCUCAAAAAGCCUGCCCAGCUAAGUGUCAUCAACAGCUUAGAGAAGGCCUUCUGGAACUGGGUGGAGAACUACCCUGAUGAGUUCACUAUGCUGUACCAGAGGCCACAGACAGACAUGGCUGACUGUGCAGAGAAGCUGUUUGACCUGGUGGACAGUUUUGCUGAGAGUGCCAAGAGGAAGGCAGCCGUGUGGCCACUGCAGAUCAUCCUCCUCAUCCUCUGUCCCGACAUCACACAGGACAUCUCCAGAGAGACUGUAGAGGACACCAAGGUCAACAAGAAACUGUUCCUGGAGAACCUGAGGAAGGCCCUGGCCGGCCAUGGGGGCAGUAAACAGCUGACUGAGAGUGCUGCCAUCGCCUGUGUCAAACUCUGCAAGGCCUCCACCUACAUCAACUGGGAGGACCACUCUGUCAUCUUUCUCCUGGUGCAGUCCAUCGUAGUGGACCUUAAGGCCCUGCUCUUCAACCCAGCCAAGCCUUUCUCCAGAGGGGCGGGAAGCCAGAACGCAGACGUGGACCUCAUGAUCGACUGCUUUGUCUCUUGUUUCCGCAUCAAUCCCCACAACAACCAGCAUUUUAAGGUCUGCCUGGCGUCAUCCUCCCCUCCCACCUUCCACUUCGUCCUGGUCAACUCCCUACACAGAAUCAUCACCAAUUCUCCAUUGGACUGGUGGCCUAAGAUUGAUGCGGUGUACUGCUACUCAGGGGAGCUGAGGAUCAUGGUUUCUGAGACGCUGGGCCACGUGAUGAGGGGCUGCAGUACGCACGCUCCCCUCCGCAUGACUCCGAGUCUGACCUUCAAGGAGAAGAUGACCAGUUUGAAGUUCAAGGAGAAGACCACAGACCUGGACACGCGUAGCCACAAGUACCUUCUGCUGGCUCUCGUCAAGCUCAUCCAUGCUGACCCCAAACUCAUGCUACAUAACCCAGGUAAGCAGGGUCAGGAGAUCCAGAGCAGUACAGCAGAGCUGAUCACCGGCUUGGUGCAGCUGGUGCCUCUGGCCAACAUGGGAGAGUGUUCACAGGAGGCCAUGGAGGCCCUCUUGGUCCUGCAUCAACCUGAGGCCAUAGAGCUGUGGAACCCAGAUGCUCCCAUUGAAACCUUCUGGGACAUCAGUUCCCAGGUGCUCUUCUUCAUCUGUAAGAAGCUUGUUGGCCACCAGAUGAUCAACAGUACAGAGAUCCUUAAGUGGCUGAGGGAGAUCCUCAUCUGCAGGAACAAGUUCCUCCUCAGGAACAAGGAGCGGGCCACGGUGGGCAGCGGUAUCCCCAUCUGUAGACAGGCCCAGACCAAACUGGAGGUGUGUCUCUACAUGUUCCUGUGGAGCCCUGACAUGGAGGCCGUUUUGGUGGCCAUGUCCUGCUUCAGACACCUCUGUGAGGAGGCUGAGGUCCGCUGUGGAGUGGACGAGGUCCCGGUCCAGACCAUCCUGCCCAACUACAACACCUUCAUCGAGUUUGCCUCCGUCAGCAACAUGAUGUCCACAGGCCGGUUAGCCCUGCAGAAGAGAGUGAUGGCUCUGUUGAGGAGGAUCGAACAUCCUACUGCAGGAAACACAGAAGCAUGGGAAGACACGCAUGCAAAAUGGGAGCAGGCGACCAAAUUAAUCCUCACCCAUCCCAAAACUAAGCUAGAGGAUGGCCAGGAGUGGAUCAACAUGACGGGCUUCCUGUGUGCUCUGGGAGGUGUGUGUCUGCAGCAGCGCAGCGCCCCAGGCCUGGCCACCUACAGCCCCCCCAUGGGGCCUCUCAGUGAGAGGAAGGGCUCCAUGAUUUCCAUGGGCUCCUGUGAGGGGAACACGGAGACGCCCCUGGGCCGCUUCCUGGACCGCCUGCUGUCCCUCAUGGUUUGCAGCCAUGAAAAGGGUGUUCAGAUCCGGACCAAUGUUAAGGAUCUGGUGGGCCUGGAGCUCAGCCCAGCUCUUUACCCCAUGCUCUUCAACAAACUGAAGAACAGCAUCAGCCGCUUCUUUGACGCACAGGGGCCGGUUCCCAUCAAUGACACUAACACCCAGUUUGUGGAGCAGACCAUCGCCAUCAUGAAGAACCUACUGGACAACCACACUGAGGGCAGCUCAGAGCACCUGGGACAGGCCAGCAUAGAGACCAUGAUGCUCAACCUGGUCAGGUACGUGCGUAUCCUGGGCAACAUGGUGCAUGCCAUCCAGAUGAAGACCAAGCUGUGUCAGCUGGUGGAGGUGAUGAUGGAGAGACGAGACGACCUGUCCUUCUGCCAGGAGAUGAAGUUCAGGAAUAAGAUGGUGGAGUACUUAACAGACUGGGUUAUGGGCACCUCAAACCAGGCGGCUGAUGAUGAUGUCAAGUGUCUUACCAGGGACCUGGACCAGGCCAGUAUGGAGGCGGUGGUGUCUCUGCUAGCUGGCCUGCCCCUGCAGCCUGAGGAGGGAGACGGAGUGGAACUGAUGGAGGCCAAGUCCCAGCUCUUCCUCAAGUACUUCACCCUGUUCAUGAACCUGCUGAAUGACUGCAGUGAGGUGGAGGAUGAUGGGCAGCAGGUGGCAGGGAGGAAGAGGGGUAUGUCUCGACGUCUGGCCUCCCUCAGACACUGCACCGUACUGGCCAUGUCCAACCUUCUCAACGCCAACGUGGACAGUGGCCUCAUGCACUCGAUUGGUCUGGGCUACCAUAAGGACCUGCAGACGCGGGCUACCUUCAUGGAGGUGCUGACUAAGAUCCUGCAGCAGGGGACAGAGUUUGACACACUGGCAGAGACGGUGCUUGCUGACCGGUUUGAGAGGCUGGUGGAGCUGGUCACCAUGAUGGGAGACCAGGGAGAGCUGCCUAUUGCCAUGGCUCUGGCCAACGUAGUGCCCUGCUCCCAAUGGGAUGAGCUGGCGCGGGUGCUGGUGACUCUGUUUGACUCACGCCACCUCCUCUACCAGCUGCUGUGGAACAUGUUCUCCAAGGAGGUGGAGCUUGCUGACUCCAUGCAGACACUUUUCAGAGGAAACAGUCUGGCCAGUAAAAUCAUGACCUUCUGCUUUAAGGUGUAUGGGGCCACAUACCUGCAGAAGCUUCUCGAGCCUCUUCUCAGAGGGGUUAUCACCGCCCCAGAGUGGCAGCUCAUCAGCUUCGAGGUGGACCCCACCAGGCUGGAGCAGAGUGAGAUCCUGGAGGAGAACCAGAGGAACCUGCUGCAGAUCACCAACCGCUUCUUCCUGGCCAUCAUCAACUCCUCCACAGAGUUCCCCCCUCAGCUACGCAGUGUCUGUCACUGCCUGUUCCAGGCAACUUGCCACUCUCUACUGAAUAAAGCCACAGUUAAAGAGAAAAAGGAAAGCAAAAAAGCAGUGGUCAGCCAGCGUUUCCCCCAGAACAGCAUAGGGGCGGUGGGCAGUGCCAUGUUCCUCCGUUUCAUCAACCCUGCCAUAGUGUCUCCCUAUGAGGCAGGCAUCCUGGAUAAGAAACCUCCUCCCAGGAUUGAGAGGGGCCUUAAACUCAUGUCCAAGAUCCAGCAGAGCAUUGCCAACCAUGUUGUAUUCACUAAAGAGGAGCACAUGAGGCCUUUUAAUGACUUUGUCAAAAGCAACUUUGAUGCAGCUAGAAGGUUUUUCCUGGACAUCGCAUCAGACUGCCCUGCCAGUGACUCAGUCAACCACAGCCUGUCCUUCAUCAGUGAUGGCAACGUUCUGGCCCUGCACCGGCUGCUGUGGAACAACCAGGAAAAGAUAGGACAGUACCUCUCUAGCAACAGGGAUCAUAAAGCAGUGGGAAGACGGCCUUUUGACAAGAUGGCCACCCUCCUGGCCUACCUGGGGCCCCCAGAGCACAAACCUGUGGCUGACACCCACUGGUCCAGCCUCAACCUCACCAGCUCCAAGUUCGAGGAGUUUAUGACAAGACACCAGGUACAUGAGAAAGAUGAGUUCAAAGCCCUGAAGACCCUCAACAUCUUCUACCAGGCUGGCACCUCCAAGAACGGCAACCCUGUCUUCUACUACAUCACACGCAGAUUUAAGACUGGCCAGAUCAACGGUGAUCUCCUCAUCUACCACGUGCUGCUGACCCUGAAGCCCUACUACGCCAAGCCCUAUGAGAUCGUCGUGGACCUGACCCACGCCGGACCCAGCAACCGCUUCAAGACCGACUUCCUGUCCAAGUGGUUCGUGGUGUUCCCGGGCUUCGCCUACGAGAAUGUGGCGGCCAUCUACAUCUACAACUGCAACACGUGGGUGAGGGAGUACACCAAGUAUCACGAGAGGUUGCUGACAGGCCUAAAGGGGAGCAAGAAGCUGCUCUUCAUUGACUCCCCAGCGCGGCUAGCGGAGCACGUGGAGCCUGACCAGCAGAAGCUGCCGGCGGCCACACUAGCCCUGGAGGAGGACCUCAAGGUGUUCCACAACGCCCUCAAACUGGCCCACAAGGAUACCAAGGUCUCCAUCAAGGUGGGUUCCACAGCGGUCCAGGUGACGUCAGCAGAGCGGACCCGGGUCCUGGGCCAGUCGGUCUUCCUGAAUGACAUCUACUACGCCUCGGAGAUUGAGGAGAUCUGCCUGGUGGACGAGAACCAGUUCACCCUGACCAUUGCCAACCAGGGCACACCGCUCACCUUCAUGCACCAGGAGUGUGAGGCCAUCGUCCACUCCAUCAUCCACAUCAGGACGCGCUGGGAGCUGUCCCAGCCAGACUCCAUCCCCCAGCACACCAAGAUCAGGCCCAAAGACGUGCCAGGCACCCUGCUCAACAUCGCCCUGCUCAACCUGGGCAGCUCUGACCCCAGCCUCAGGUCUGCAGCCUACAACCUGCUGUGUGCCUUAACCUGCACCUUCAACCUGAAGAUAGAAGGCCAGUUGCUGGAGACCUCAGGGCUGUGUAUCCCUGCCAACAACACGCUUUUCAUAGUGUCCAUCAGCAAGACGCUGGCUGCCAACGAACCCCACCUCACCCUGGAGUUCCUGGAGGAGUGCAUCUCUGGCUUCAGCAAAUCCAGUAUUGAGCUGAAGCACCUGUGUCUGGAGUACAUGACCCCCUGGCUGCUCAACCUGGUGAGGUUCUGUAAGCACAACGACGACGCCAAGCGCCAGCGGGUCACUGCCAUCCUGGACAAGCUCAUCACCAUGACCAUCAACGAGAAGCAGAUGUACCCCUCUAUCCAGGCUAAGAUCUGGGGUAGUCUGGGACAGAUAACGGACCUGUUGGACGUGGUGUUGGACAGCUUCAUCAAGACCAGCGCUACAGGGGGCCUGGGAUCCAUCAAGGCGGAGGUGAUGGCUGACACGGCUGUGGCUCUGGCCUCAGGGAACGUCAAGUUGGUGUCCAGCAAGGUGAUCAUCCGCAUGUGUAAGAUCAUCGAUAAGACGUGUCUGUCUCCCACGCCCACCCUGGAGCAGCACCUGAUGUGGGAUGACAUCGCCAUUCUGGCCCGUUACAUGCUCAUGCUGUCCUUCAACAACUCUCUGGACGUGGCCACUCACCUACCCUACCUGUUCCACGUGGUCACACUACUGGUGGCCACCGGUCCCCUGUCCCUACGAGCCUCCACACACGGCUUGGUCAUCAACAUAAUCCACUCCCUCUGUACCUGCGCCCAGCUCAACUUCAGCGAGGAGACCAAGCAGGUCCUGAGGCUGAGCCUGACAGAGUUCUCCCUGCCUAAGUUCUACCUGCUGUUUGGCAUCAGUAAGGUCAAGUCUGCUGCGGUCAUCGCCUUCCGCUCCAGCUACCGCGACCGCUCCUUCUCCCCCGGGUCCUACGAGAGGGAGACCUUCGCCCUCUCCUCCCUGGAGACAGUCACGGAGGCCCUGCUGGAGAUCAUGGAGGCCUGUAUGAGGGACAUUCCUAGCUGUAAGUGGCUGGACCAGUGGACAGAGCUCGCUCAGAGGUUUGCGUUCCAGUACAACCCGUCCCUGCAGCCCAGAGCUCUGGUGGUGUUUGGGUGCAUCAGUAAGAGGGUGACCCACGGCCAGAUCAAACAGAUCAUCAGGAUCCUCAGCAAGGCCAGCCCCCUGCUCAGCAUAGACCGGGGUCUGGAGAGCUGUCUAAAGGGACCUGAUAACUACAACAGCCAGGUGUUAAUAGAAGCCACAGUCAUUGCUCUCACCAAGCUGCAGCCGCUCCUCAACAAGGACUCCCCCAUGCACAAGGCUCUGUUCUGGGUGGCCGUGGCUGUGCUCCAGCUGGACGAGGUCAACCUCUACUCUGCCGGCACCGCUCUGCUGGAGCAGAACCUCCACACGCUGGACAGCCUCAGGGUCUUCAAUGACAAGAGUCCAGAGGAGGUGUUUAUGGAGAUCAGGAAGCCUCUGGAGUGGCACUGUAAACAGAUGGACCACUUCGUGGGCCUCAACUUCAACUCCAACUUCAACUUUGCACUAGUGGGUCAUCUGUUGAAAGGGUACAGACACCCCUCCCCCAACACAGUGGCGCGGACCAUCCGGAUCCUCCACACACUACUGGCCCUGGUGGGAAAACACCUCAACUGUGACAAGUUUGAGGUGAACACCCAGAGUGUGGCCUACCUGGCAGCUCUCCUCACUGUCUCGGAGGAGGUCCGGAGCCGCUGUAGCCUCAAGCACAGGAAGUCCCUGCUCCUCUCAGACGUUACCAUGGAGAAUGUUCCCAUGGACACGUACUCUGUGCACCACAGCGACCCCAGCUGCCGAACUCUUAGGGAGAGUCAGCCGUGGACGUCCCCCAAGGUGUCGGAGCGCUACUUAGUGGUCCACUACCCCACAGGGGGGCAGAUCAGCCCGCGCACACGGAAGUCCAUGAGCCUGGACAUGGGCCAGCCUUCCCAAGCAAACACUAAGAAACUGCUGGGCACUAGGAAGAGUUUUGAUCACUUGAUAUCAGACACUAAAGCACCAAAGAGGCCAGAGAUGGAGUCUGGAAUCACCACGCCUCCAAAGAUGAGGAGGGUGGCGGAGAACGAUUAUGAGUGUCCAGAAUCGACCCAAAGAAUCUCCCACCAUACCCUGAGGAAGGUGUCUGUGUCAGAGUCCAACGUGCUGCUGGAUGAGGAGGUCCUCACAGACCCCAAGAUCCAGGCCCUGCUGCUCACUGUCCUGGCUACGUUGGUGAAGAAUACAACAGAUGAGUUUGACCAGAGAAUCCUCUACGAGUUUUUAGCUGAAGCUAGUGUUGUCUUCCCUAAAGUCUUUCCAGUAGUUCAUAACCUGCUGGACUCAAAGAUCAACACCCUCCUAUCACUGUGCCAGGACCCUAACCUCCUAAACCCCAUCCAUGGCAUCGUGCAGAGUAUGGUUUACCACGAGGAGUCACCCCCCCUGUACCAGCCCUCCUACCUGCAGAGCUUUGGGUUUAAUGGUCUGUGGAGAUUCGCUGGGCCCUUCUCAAAGCAAACCCAGUUCCCAGACUACGCUGAGCUGAUAGUGAAGUUCCUGGAUGCUUUGAUUGACACGUAUCUGCCGGGGAUCGACGAGGAGACGAGCGAGGAGUGUCUGCGUACGCCCACGUCGCCCUACCCCCCGCCGGGCCAGAGCCAGCUCAGCAUCACAGCCAACCUCAAUCUCUCCAACUCCAUGACCUCACUGGCCACCUCCCAGCACUCCCCAGCUUCUCUGCCUUGCUCUAAGUCCGCCGUUUUCACCCCACACCUCGUCCGGCCAGGUAUUACAGCCCCUCGUCCCCAUGCUGCUCCUCACUCCCAGGCACACGGCACAGCCUCUCAGAGGCAUCGACAAGGAGAACGUGGAGCUCUCUCCGACCACGGGUCACAGCAACAGCGGACGCACACGCCAUGGUUCUGCCAGCCAGGUGCAGAAGCAGCGCAGCGCAGGCAGCUUCAAACGGCCCAGCAUCAAGAAGAUCGUAUGAGAGAUGCCCACCACUAGGACCCCCCCCCUACCAGGGCCGCCCAUGCCAGUCAUCAUGCUGCACUUCUACUCCAACUCUCUGGUCUUAUCGAUCUCUCUCUCUCUCUCUCUCGCUCAGCCUUGAUUUUCCUCAGUUUCCUUCUGUUGUUUUUCGCGUGUUUCUUUUCCCCUAACCCAUCCAGUCAGCCAUACUUGCUUGACGAUCAACAUAUAUUGAAGAACUGUCUGAAUAUGAUGUUUUGUUUGUGAAGCAGUCAGUGUCUGAGUCUGCCGUUGUUUCAUUUGGUCUUUUUGUGUCACAUAAUGAGCUACAUUGGAAUCCUUUUUUAAAAACAGCAUCCGUUGAAAGAAAGCACUGACAUUGACAACACUGCAGAAACUGUAGGGAUCAUAGUAUCUGAAGCCAUUUUGUUGUCUUGCUUCUUUUUUCUUGGUUGAAUUUUCUAUCAUAAUGACAAAGUAUAAUGAGAACCAUUUCUGUGAUUUGCACAACAUUCUGUGAUUCAACAUGCAUGUACAUGUGUUUGUUUUUUGCCUUUAAGUGUUGUUAGUAGAAGGACAUGUUUCUUCAAGCUGAGAGAGCUUUGACAAUGGGGCUGAAUUAGAUCAAAAUAUGAGCUGCAAAUGCCUCUCAUUGAGACAUGGACAUGACAAUAGAGAUUGGACCUUGGGACCCAGUGUUGAGGAAAGGGAUCCCUCUCACCCACCAUCACUGCAGAGGGAGAGCACUACCCUGAACCACACACACCAUUCUGGAGGAAAUCACUGAAAGCACUAAAACCAUCCUGUAUUUGCAACAUCUGUGAAAAGCAUGGCCAACAACAGACAUUAGUGGUUUACUGUGCUAUGGAGGUGGGGGCUGGAUGAUCAAUUUGCCCUGUUUGAGCUUUGUCAGGCACAAUCCAAUGAUGGCCAAGCCAUGUGUCUUCAUUGGUUAUUGAUUGUCCAAGCUGUGGGGAUUCCUCUUGAUUAGGCAGUAUUUUUAUUCUCACAUGAUGGAGUGCCAGAGAGGGUCAACUAGACAGGCCACUCUGGUGUUGGAGGACAGCAGUCCUGCAGGUGUCAGAACUUAAGCUUUUAAUCAGCACGCUGUUUACGUUUCACAACACUAUGUCAGGGAAAGUUGGGAAGGAAAAUCUGGAGGAAAAACAGGAAUAGACAAUGUCCUCCUAUGUUGGAAUGGACAUUGGAAAUCCGCCUUAGCUUUGAGAUUUGAAAUGUAUAAUAUCUAUAGUGGUAGUCUCAGUUGUAAUUGUCUCAUUCUUGCCCACACUUACUGUAAACACACAUAUAUAUGCACACACAACACACACUUGGGAGGUUGUUUUGUUCAUUGUGUGCCUUUUCUAGGGUUUUCGUGUGUGUGUGUGUGUGUGUGUGUGUAUCGUGUGUAUCUAUACAGUACCAGUCAAAAGUUUGGCCUCACCUACUCAUUCAAGGGUUUUUCUUUAUUUUUUACAAUUUUCUACAUUGUAGAAUAUUAGUGAAGACAUCAACACUAUGAAAUUACAAAUGGAAUCAUGUAGUAACAAAAAAGUGUUAAACAAAUCAAAAUAUAUUUUAUAUUUAAGAUUCUUAAAAGUAGCCACCCUUUGCCUUGAUGACAGCUAUGCACACUCUUGGCAUUCUCUCAACCAGCUUCACCUGGAAUGCUUUUACAAUACUCUUGAAGGAGAUGCUUAGCACUUUUUGGCUGCUUUUGCUUCACGCUGUGUUCUAACUCAUCCCAAACCAUCUCAAUUGGUUUGUGGUUGGGUGAUUUGUGGAGGCCAGGUCAUCUGAUGCAGCGCUCCAUCACUCUCCUUGGUCAAAUAGCCCUUACACAGCCUAGAGGUGUGUUUUGGGUCAUUGUCCUGUUGAAAAACAAAGGAUAGUCCCAUUAAGCGCAAACCAGAUGGGAUGGCGUAUCGCUGCAGAAUGCUGUGGUAGCCAUGCUAGUUAGUAAUUCUAAAUAAAUCACUGACCGUGUCACCAGCAAGCCAUCCCCACACCAUUACACCACCUCCAUACAUCACAGUGGGAACCACACAUGCAGAGAUCAUCUGUUCACCUACUCUGCGUUUCAAAAAGACACGGCGGUUGGAACCAAAAAUCUCAAAUUUGGACUCAUCAGACCAAAGGACCGAUUUCCACCAGUCUAAUGUCCGGUAUUCUUUAGUAGUGUUUUCUUUACAGCAAUUUGACCAUGAAGGCCUGAUUUCACGCAGUCUCCUCUGAUCAGUUGAUGUUGAGUUAUGUCUGUUACUUGAACUCUGUGAAGCAUUUAUCUGGGCUGCAAUCUGAGGUGCAGUUAACUCUUAAUGAACUUCUCUGCAGCAGAGGUAACUCUGGGUCUUCCUUUCCUGUGGCGGUCCUCAUGAGAGCCAGUUUCAUCAUUGUGCUUGAUGGUUUUUGAGACUGCACAUGAAGAAACUUUCAACGUUCUUGAAGUUUUCCAGAUUGACUGACCUUCAUGUCUUAAAGUAAUGAUGGACUGUUGUUUCUCUUUGCUUAUUUUGAGAUGUUCUUGCCAUAACAUGGACUUGGUAUUUUACUAAAUAGGACUAUCUUCUGUAUACUACCCCUACCUUGUCACAACACAACUGAUUGGCUCAAAUGCAUUAAGGAAAACAAUUCCACAAAUUAAGUUAACAAGGCACACCUGUUAAUUGAAAUGCAUUCCAGGUGACUACCUCAUCAAGCUGGUUGAGAGAAUGCCAAGAGUGUGCAACGCUAUCAAGGAAAAAGGUGGCUACUUUGUAGAAUCUCAAAUGUUAAAUAUAUUUAGAUUUGUUUUAACACUUUUUUGGUUACUACAUGAUUCCAUGUGUUAUUUCAUAGUUUUGAUGUCUUCACUAUUAUUCUACAAUGUAGGAAGUAUUUAAAAUAAAGAAAAACCCUUGAAUGAGUAGGUGUGUCCAAACUUUUGACUGAUACAGUAUAUAAACACACACACAAUACCUUAUGAUACAAGUAUACAGUCAUUACUAAUCAGCUGCCUGACAAUAAUGAACCUGUAUGGUUAAAUAUUGUAAAACAUUGUUAACAUUCGGUACCUCUUGUCAAAUAAGUAUUCAAACAGAAAGUCCAUGACUCUAGGGACCAGAGUUGCUGAGGGUUUGCAUCUACAAAUGUUGCACCUGUAUUUAAGACAAUGAAAUAUUGAAGUCACAACAGUAUUGUUUUCAGUUAGCUCUUUGUUUUGUGAAAAUUGGUGCCAAUUAUGUUCCAGGAUCAAAAGCUAAAGUAAAUCUGUCCCUGUUCAUGAUGUAAAUAGUAAAAUAAUGUAAGGUAAUUACAAUCAAAUUGUAUUGGUUGCAUACACAAUGAUAUAGUUAUGAAUUAUUUUAGAAUUUAAUUUAAUUGCAAAAUAAAUAUUUAAUUUGAAAGAUUAGAAAUAUUAAAUAAGUAAUAAGGCACACGGAGGUGUAGUAUAUGGCCAAUAUACCAUGGCUAAGGGCUGUUCUUACGCACGAUGCAACGCUGAGUGCCUGGAUACACCCCUAGCCGUGGUAUUUUGGCCAUAUACCAUAAACCCGAGGUGCCUUAUUGCUAUUAUAAAUUGGUUACCAACGUAAUUAGAGCAGUAAAAUAAAUACUUUGUCAUACCCAUGGUACAGUAUACGGUCUGAUAUACCACGGCUUUCAGCCAAUCAGCAUUCAGGGCUCGAACCACCCAGUUUAUAGUAAAAAAUAACCUAUGGUAGUAAUCACCUCAUGACACAUAUCUACUGAAUAGUGUUUUCCAUGUUUAAAAUUAGCCUACUGAAAUGCUGCCAAAAAAAAGCAUUGUGAGGGAUUGAGACUAUUGUCAGACAGUCUGUUCUGAGAACUAUGUGUAUUGGGAGUAAAGCUGUACAGGGUGUUACUGGCCCUUCUUGCCAUUGUCUUCCCUCAUUCGUCGAUAGUGUGGCACUUGUAAAGGUAUAGGCAUAGGGGUCAGUCCCAUGAUGCAGUGUGGCAGGCCCUGGGAUGCUGCACCAAAGACUAGCUUGCAGUAGCGAAAGGAAAAUCAAACCUGUUCUGUAGUUUUAUCAUUUUUGACUAUCUCUGAGCCUUUUCAGUUGGUCCGAUAUGUAUUGCACAGAUAGACUGAACGUGUGGCAAACAAUAGAGACUUCCCUUUCUGUAACAACAAGGUGCAGUUUGUUGAGCAGCACAGGAGUCCUCUGGUUACACCUUUCAAUUUGUUGUGGAGACUGGUUCCUCAUUUCUGCUGUUUGAGGUUACCAGUGCCAUACAUUGAGUCCAAGUCAUGGUUGUUUUGGAUGCUUGUGCCAACUCCUUCAGAAUGUUUUUUUGUAAAUGACUUGUUAUCAUAAUGAUUAUCCUGGGGUAAAACACAAUUCCAUGAGAUGUUUUUUGACUUGCCUUUGCUGAGGAGAGCAUGUGCAUUAUGUACACUGAGUAGGAGUUGGUGUAUAGAGAUAGGAGGGAGGAUAUGAAGACUUGACAGUUUAAAAAAACACUAGUGUUUUACUGGCCAUUUAGUUUGUCCCAUACAUCCAGCCAUCUUAACAAUCAACAACCAUGCUCAAACAUACAUUUGUUUUCCUAUUCUAUUAAUCUGGUUUAGAUUUGACAUGAUGACCACAAGAAAAUGAACAAUGUGCACACUUAGUUGUUUUUUCCAAAUUCAAAGUGUGUUGGUGCUGUUGAGAGGUAAUGAACCUUGUGUGAUGAAGUUGAACUCCAUGCCUGGAUUUUGUUUACAAAUGUUUUAUUAUACUUGAAUCAGGAGGAUAUGUCCAGAAGAAGCAGUUCCACAUCAUGGAAAGGGAAAAAAAAGAUUUAAAGAUAAAAUGGAGCAAGUUUACCAAACGUAAUCAACAAGAUUUCAAAAGAUCUAGUGUGAAGGAAACCAAAGUUAAGGAACGGCAAUAUAGUACAAACAAACUCUAAAACUACUGUGUAUUGAUAAAGUCCUCUGAGAAGUCCAAUAAACUAACCCACAAAUAACAGUUUGCUUUUUUUAUGGGAAUGAGAGAUGAUACAACUAGUGAAAGAGAGAUGGACCAAGCUAUGAAUCAAUGCUUUUUAGUCAAAAUCGCAGCUUUCGUCAUCAUGCACUAUGAUGUGUGUAUCGUGAAGGUAUCGGUUAUUUAGUUCUGUCCUCAUCAGACUUUUAGGAACUGUACAGAUCUAUUUCAAGCGCAUAUGCUUUGAAGAGUGAACCCAACCAACUGUUUCUAUUUGAUAUUUCUUUAUUUGACAGUGUAUAGCAGGCGGACAGAACACUGAUAACCCUAUCUUCAAUAGACCCCUUCUCAGUGUCUCAUCUGAAAGGUUAGGCUGGAGGGAAUGUUUUUGCCUUGGUUUUACUCAAUGGAAAUGUGCCACUUUAAAGAACUGAAAGGAAUGAAUUCACAUACAAUGUGUCCUAAAUUGAAUGAAUUGAACAUGUCUGUACUUGAAGGCUCUAACAUUUAUUUGCAGCAGCAUAGGAGAGAGAGUAUAUAGAUAUCAGUUAACCACUUUGAUCAAUGCAAAGGAUAAAACAAUGUAAAAAUGUAUUUUCUCUUUAAACGUUGCUUUUAAUAUACAGGAAUGGCCAUUUGGACUUCCUUUCAAAAUGGUAAAGCAUAGAAAUGAAAAAGUUUUAGAUGCAGAGCACCCCCACCACCUGUUAUCACACUAAUACCAGAGGAAAGUGUGGGAGCAGACACUUGUCUCUGAAAGGCAGACUGAGCUCUCUGUAAAUGUGUUGUUGGUUUUCAUGAUUCUCAACUGAAGUCAAUUGUGUCUUGCGCUGGUGUGAUAUCUCCUAAUUUGGCACAUUUCAAGGUUAUGCAAAAUAUUUUUAACCACUGGCCACAGUUUUACUGUUUCUUUCCCUCAUUUUUUUACACAGUAAGCUCCACCUCUGUAAAUAAUUUUGUGUAAAAAUUGACAAAGGUAUAUUUACUACACUGUAAAUACAUGUGAUGAUAUAUUGUAUUAUUUAGCUUUUUGUAAAGCAGUUAGUUGCUGUACAUGUAAAACAUACAAAUUGAAUUAUUCUAGUGUUAGUAAUGAUGACCUCUCCAUCAUGUCACUGCAUUGUCAUUAACUAUAUUGAGGAAAAUAAAAGGUUCAAAUCGAGGAUAUAGAUGACUGUGUACUCUAAACCUCCACUGUAUGAUAUAGGUUGCUGUCCUCAUCUGACAUUUACAGAUGUUGCCCUAAUAAAUAAUUUCUGUCUGA
Messenger RNA from Oncorhynchus masou masou (cherry salmon), 14759 nucleotides. RefSeq names its product neurofibromin. The transcript is spliced from 58 exons. The coding region runs from base 192 to 8615 and encodes 2807 amino acids. Gene Ontology annotation, biological process: regulation of GTPase activity. The record is from RefSeq and is a predicted model, not a curated record. Lineage: Eukaryota; Metazoa; Chordata; Actinopteri; Salmoniformes; Salmonidae.